Spizellomyces punctatus DAOM BR117 is the source of this 2365-nucleotide messenger RNA. RefSeq lists its product as uncharacterized. Lineage: Eukaryota; Fungi; Chytridiomycota; Chytridiomycetes; Spizellomycetales; Spizellomycetaceae. The record is from RefSeq and is a predicted model, not a curated record. Gene Ontology annotation, molecular function: DNA-binding transcription factor activity, RNA polymerase II-specific; RNA polymerase II cis-regulatory region sequence-specific DNA binding. The transcript is spliced from 4 exons. Gene Ontology annotation, biological process: regulation of transcription by RNA polymerase II. Bases 404 to 2098 code for a protein of 564 amino acids.
UUUGAAUGAUUAGAACAGUGCAAAAUCCAAAGCUUUGUUUGCUUUGUGCAGUGGGCCAAGGGUUUCGAGGCUGUUUAACAAGAGGUAUCUCCCUUCUGCUCGUGAACCUGAGCUCAGGGGAAACAGCUCUAUUUCACUGAAUUUUGGUCGCCCACGAACCGUCUCUCGUUUUAAGCAAAAGGAAGGAGCGGACAACCUUACGGCAAAAAGCCGCGAGACAUCCUUUGGAUUUUUUGGGAUUCUACCCUGCUGUUUUUGGUGCUGUCACGGCUGGACCUUGUUUUCUUUUUGGCUUGUCGCAGUUUCUACCUCUCUUCUUUUCUUUUCUCGUUUCUUGUUCGAUCUGCCUCUCUCUUCCGGGGUUGUCGAUUCCUCCCCGUCUCCUUCAACCAACAAGCCUACUAUGCGACGCGACCAGAACCGCGACGAGUCGGAGACCUUUCAACGCCCUCAUCAUCUGCGUGAAUCCAGACCUUUUGAUUCUCCAAUCAACAAUCGUCGAGCCCCAUACGCCACUUCCACAAACCGCGCUUCGUCAUCCGAAAUUGUGGACCCCGACCCAAACUCCGCCAACCGCUCACCCCAGUCCGCUAAGCCCUUAUCCAUCACAAGUUUAUUAAACGAGCGCAAAACAUCAAAGGCAGCUCUAUACACAGACAUGGACCAGCGGUCGUCUGCAGAACAACAAACACAACACUCGGACAAAGCCUCUGGUGUGAAUACGUCUCCCCAGGACACUUCCGAGAGCGUCCAUCAUUAUCGUCAAGGGGCCGAAUCCCAGAAUCCCGAAAACAACGGCGGGGUGCGUACGGGCCCUCCUGAGGAUCAUAACAGUGAUUCAGGCGGUAUUACCUAUCGCACCCGAACGGUUAUGGGCGGCAUGUCGCUAUCUGAUCCUGAACUCUCCAUCCGGACACAGACCCCAAACGUCCCCAUGUCCCCUCCGCGCCCCUCGGCGGAUUCGGAGGUGUCUCUUGAUGUCAACUUGAUGAGGAGGCCCAGCAAUGCGACGACAAUAUCGGAUGCGGGAAAUGAGGCAGCUGUUACAACACCCACCUCGGCAACUGAACAACCGCCGACGCCCUCGGAGACAAAUCAUCCUGGUAAAGGUUGGGUGCAGAAACAUACUUGCAAAUUUGCUGGUUGCGGAAAGACCUUUACGACUAGUGCGCACUUGUCUCGCCAUGUCAAACUACAUAUGGGAAUUAAGCCUCAUCGCUGUCCACUCCCCGAAUGCAAUAAGGGCUUUGCCAGACGAGAUAACAUGAUGGUUCACUACCGAGCACACGCACGUAAGCUUGGUCUCGUUGUUGACUCCCGAGGUGUAGCCGUUCCGGACGUGCGACAAACCAGUCCGUCGUCUUACUACCCAAGACACCUCAGCAUGUCAUCAAGGGGCAGCACCGGGAGCAUUUACGAACCCCACGAAGGCUACGUUCGCUUUCCGCCUCCAUACCCUGCCGCGUACGACUAUGACCGACCACCUCAUCACCAUCCCCACCAAUAUUCUCCAUACCCUCCUCCGGAGCACACUCCGGCUUACAGGUAUGGCCACUGGUCCCAGCCACCAGCCGGCAUAUACGAACCCGCCCAUGUCUCGAGUGGGUUGAAAGGGUAUCUCCCGGCCCCUCAGGCCCCUACUCAAGCUCAGUACGCUAGCGGACAUUACACCUACCACAGAAGUGGAUCAGAUCGGAACCCCUUGUGGGGAUCUACGGCGGGCUCAUCCUCGUCCUCUGCGGCUGCCGCUGCCGCCGCUGCUGCUGCCGCCGCCGCUGCCGCAGCUGGUUCUGCCAGCUCUGGCGCAAGUUCCUCCCAUCUCAAUAUCCCGAGAAUGGAGUUGGAGCACCCCCUAAGCAGUGGCAGCCCCCGCACAAACACCCCAAAAAACAACAGCAACGCUCUCCACAGCCCGGAGAUCGGCCGUUCAGGCUCAUACCAGUCUCAACAACCAGUGGGAGCCGCCUCUGGUGCCACAACCGUCAUUCCAUUUGUGAGGGAAGCAGGAUACCCCCAUCAUCAUCACCACCACCCUCUGUCACACCCCCAAUCUCCCCCGCCUUCCUCUCACGUUCAUGACAAGGCCUAUGCGGUCUAACGAUGGAAACACUGAAUUGCGGCUGUAGAUGUGGAUACCCCCAGAAAUAAAAAGAAAAAUACAUCGUAAGGGGGAACUGAAAAGCAAUCCUCUUUAUUGCCACGUUAUGUUGGCUUCUCUUUGUUUGGGUGAAAUCGUCUGUCAUUCUUGGAGGGCGCCUUUGGAAAGAUAUACGGUCUCUGUUGUGACCGUAGAAAACACUGUGUAGGCUGUCAAUAAAUAUGUUUAGAAUAAUCGAGCAAGUGCGAUGGUCUGUUUUCGCGCUGU